Eruca vesicaria subsp. sativa (arugula) is the source of this 561-nucleotide messenger RNA. NCBI's taxonomy places the organism in Eukaryota, Viridiplantae, Streptophyta, Magnoliopsida, Brassicales, Brassicaceae. The record is from the annotation of a GenBank genome assembly.
AUGGUUGAAUUAGAUGGUGGUGAAGGUGCUUUCAAGAGACCCGGGGCAGUGCCUUUUAACUGGGAGAUCCGACCCGGUAUACCCAAGGUCCGAACUAAACCCCAUGAUGGAACUUCCACUCUCCUUCAACCUCCCAAGAAACUUUCUUCUCUCCAACUAACAAAACUUCCAUCUUCUUCUCCCGCAGACUCUUCCUUUGCUCCUCCUCCAUCUUUAGGACCAUCACCAACUAUAUAUUGUCGAUGUUCAUCAGCUCGAGCAGCUACAUCACUCAUCUCUAGUGCUACUGCUUUGUGUCGGUUGAGUCUUUUCAAGUCAUUAUUUCGGUUCAAGAAGAAUAAGACCCGCGGCAAUGUGGCAAACACCGGUUUGGAUUCGAGGAAAACAUUGAAGUCUGACAUUUUCUAUGGCUCAGAGACAACAACGUUUUCGCCAUCGAAAUCAUCAUUAUUGUCAUCUUCUUUUCGUAUGAAUAUGAAACGUAAUGAAUCUGAUUUAAGCUCUUCUGAGAAAAAAAUCAUAUUAAUGAUGGAACGUGAGCGCGUGAAUGGGUUGUGGUAA